GCGAAACGCCCACUAUUUCUAUGGUAACACUACAGAACGUUGCUCUCAAGGCAGCAAUGGUGUAAUAAAGUCAAAUUUGGGACUGAUCUGAUGUUAUUCCACGAACUCUAAAGAUGACACAGUCCAUAGUGGUUCAAGUUGGUCAGUGCGGGAAUCAGGUGGGAUGCCGAUUCUGGGACCUCGCGCUCAGAGAACACGCACACGUCAAUCAAAAGGGAGUUUACGAUGAGGCCUUAAGCAGCUUUUUUAGAAAUGUCGACCCAAGGAGAGCUGGUGGAGCAGACUCUACAGGGGGCAGGAUCACAGCUCUGAAGGCCAGGGCUGUGUUGGUGGACAUGGAGGAGGGAGUCUUGGGCGAGAUUCUGCAGGGGCCGUUGCGUCAGCUCUUCAGCAGCACACAACUCAUCAGUGAUGUCUCUGGUUCAGGGAACAACUGGGCUGUCGGGCACCACACAUACGGCUCAGCCUACAGAGAGCAGAUUGUGGAUCAGGUCCGCAGGGCUGCAGAACACUGUGAUUGCCUUCAAUGCUUUUUUCUCGUUCACUCCAUGGGAGGAGGGACAGGAUCGGGUUUAGGUACAUUUGUGUUGAAGCUUCUAGAAGAGGAGUUCCCAGAGGUCUAUCGGAUAGUAACCUCUGUCUACCCGACAGCAGAAGAUGAUGUCAUCACCUCUCCUUACAACAGCGUCCUGGCCAUGAAAGAACUCACUGAGCAUGCAGACUGUGUCUUGCCUGUCGAUAACCAGUCUCUGGUGGAUAUUGUUGGUAAGAUACAGCAUAUGUCCCACACUGGAAAACUUGGCAGUGUCAUCAAGAAGGAAUCAACCAUCAUUUCUGGGCAGGGAGGGAUGGUGAAGGUUGAGAAGCCCUUUGAUGCCAUGAACAACAUUGUGGCCAACCUACUUCUUAAUAUUACCAGCUCAGCACGGUUCGAGGGCUCUCUCAACAUGGACCUAAAUGAGAUAGCCAUGAACCUGGUGCCUUUCCCACAGUUACACUACCUGGUGUCCAGUCUCACUCCCCUCUACACACUCGCAGAUGUCAACGUGCCACCGCGCAGGCUCAAUCAGAUGUUCUCAGAUGCGUUCAGUAAGGAUCAUCAGCUGAUCAGAGCCGACCCCAAACACAACCUGUAUCUGGCCUGUGCUCUCAUGGUGCGAGGGAAUGUUCAGCUGUCUGAUCUGCGCAGGAACAUUGAACGGCUAAGGCCCACGCUGCCAUUUGUCCCAUGGAAUCAGGAAGGAUGGAAGACCAGCCUGUGUUCUGUCCCUCCUGUUGGCCACACCCACUCCCUGCUGGCCCUGGCCAACAACACUUGUGUCAAGUCCACAUUUAGUGAACUACGGGAGCGUUUUGUGAAGCUCUACCGUAGGAAGGCUCACCUGCAUCACUAUCUCUCAGUGGAUGGCAUGGAGUCAGCUGGAUUCAGUGAGGCACUGUCAUCUCUCUCAACUCUUAUCGAGGACUACACGCACCUGGAAAGCCCUAUCAUGCCCAAUGCCCCUAGAUUUACCAUUGCCACCUGACUUGAAACAAAAAUGAAAAUGACACUGAAAGCGGCUUUUUGCGAGAAAGUGGCGUUACCGCUUGCAUGCACCAUAUAAGCAGCUUUCCCUUUACUCCCAUUUACACACGACUCAGUCAGUAAACAGCUUUCUUCACAGCCAUGUAAUUACCCCGUGAUGCUUGUGUAAAUAACAAACAACAUGGCACUUGUUGCUGUGUUUGUUUCCUUGACGUUCUAUUGCGAACUCACUGCAAUAAUGGGGUUUCCCUCUCACAUAAAACUCUGGGAUUCCCUCAAUAUAGGAGCGCAUAUUCGCGAAUGUGUGGGACAGACGAUAUUUUACAUUGGUAUGUAUAAAUGGCUAUAGUUUAUAGUGUAUGUGCAUUUCCCUCUGUACUCCCAGAAAUGUUAAAUUCUUUCCACUGUGUUGACUUGUUAUUAUCAGGGCUACCACGUGUCCUGGAAAUCCUGGAAAACCUGGAAUUUUGCAAUGCAGUUUUCCAGUCAUUGGAAAAUGAGAAAAAUACCUAAAUGUCCUGGAAAAUAAUAGUUUAUCCUGGAAAAUUAUUAGUUAUUAUUAUUAUUAGCGUAAUAAAACUGUUUGCGUGUGUCACUGACAAGGUUUUUGUUACGUGUAUUGAUGUAGUGCAAUUUUUUUUUUCUUUUCGUUCCAACACUGCUGUAGUGUUAAAUACAAAACCAUUUGAGUUGUACAUUUGAACAUAACAACGAUGCUCAAACUGAAGAUUUUAUUUUUGUAUUUUUUACACCGAGGUGGUAGCGUGGUGAUGCAGCCUUUACACCUCAGUAUGUAAAUUCAUUUUCAAUCAUUCAACACUGGAGUCUGCUUAUACCUCACUGAAUCCAGUCAUAAAAAUUGCAUUAGCUAUAAAAUGUGGAAUGUCAUGGAAUUUGACAUAUUUGGGAUGAAAAUGCAUAAUUAAUUUAAUUAGAAUCUCGAUAUGUUCAAGUGUGAUUAUUUGCACAUUAUGCUUGUGCCUCGUGCUCCAAAAUAAAUGUGUGAAGGUGGUCGCUCGUAUGCUGAAAACACCUUAUCAUGAGCAUCACACAUGCUUUAGAUGUGUGUCGUUGAUGACAGUGAGCAGAAUGCUCUGAGGUGUGUAGCACAUACAGACUACUGUAUAUACACUCAGUGAUCACUUAAUUAGGAACACGUACACCUACUUAUUCGUGUGAUUAUCUAAUCAGCCAAUUGUGUGACAGCAGGGCAAUGCAUAAAAUCACGCAGAGACAGGAAAGGAGCUUUAGUUAAUGUUCACAUCAACCAUCAGAAUAGGGAAAAAAAAAAAAUUUGAUCUCAGUGAUUUUGACCGUGGCAUGAUUGUUGGUGUCAGAUGAGCUGGUUUGAGUAUUUCUGUAACU
Molecule: messenger RNA, 2890 nt
Organism: Myxocyprinus asiaticus (Chinese sucker)
Lineage: Eukaryota; Metazoa; Chordata; Actinopteri; Cypriniformes; Catostomidae
Product: tubulin epsilon chain-like
Exons: 12
Coding region: 114-1526 (470 amino acids)
Biological process (GO): mitotic cell cycle; microtubule cytoskeleton organization
Cellular component (GO): cytoplasm; microtubule
Molecular function (GO): structural constituent of cytoskeleton; GTP binding
Source: RefSeq, a predicted model, not a curated record